Pochonia chlamydosporia 170 is the source of this 345-nucleotide messenger RNA. RefSeq lists its product as hypothetical. The record is from RefSeq and is a predicted model, not a curated record. The coding region runs from base 1 to 345 and encodes 114 amino acids. The transcript has a single exon. Lineage: Eukaryota; Fungi; Ascomycota; Sordariomycetes; Hypocreales; Clavicipitaceae.
AUGCGUCUCGACUCAGCCCUCACUCUUCUUGCCCUUGGCUCCGGAGCCUUCUCCUUUAAGAUCCGAACCUUCACGGGCAAAGAUUGCACGGGAAGCGCCAAGGAGAUCAAUAUUUGGGAUAAUACCUGCCGCAGCACUGACAUCCCAACAUUUAAGUCCUUCCGAGUGUUGGCCUACGGCGCGCACCGCCAGAGAGCCGAAUUUCACAAGGCAUCUGACUCGUGGUGCACUUCUGGUACUCCAUUCCAGAGCUAUUGGGCCGAUGGCGGCAGUGACAAGUUCAAGAAGGACAAGUGCCUCACCUUAAGCACCUCUGCGCGGGUGAUGAACUCCCGUUCUGCCUAA